Uncinocarpus reesii 1704 is the source of this 522-nucleotide messenger RNA. RefSeq names its product ATP synthase F1, epsilon subunit. The record is from RefSeq and is a predicted model, not a curated record. NCBI's taxonomy places the organism in Eukaryota, Fungi, Ascomycota, Eurotiomycetes, Onygenales, Onygenaceae. The coding region runs from base 1 to 522 and encodes 173 amino acids. Gene Ontology annotation, biological process: proton motive force-driven ATP synthesis. Gene Ontology annotation, molecular function: proton-transporting ATP synthase activity, rotational mechanism. The transcript is spliced from 6 exons.
AUGUUCUCAGUGCGCUUCGCCCGCUCUGCUCUGAGAGCACGGCCCGCCGCCUUCAGAGUUCCAAUUCAGCAGAGAACAUAUGCGCAAGCCGUCGCCGAGAAGUUACGGCUCUCUCUAGUUUUGCCGCAUGAGACUAUCUACAAAUCCGCCGAUGUUGUCCAAGUGAACAUUGCCGCAGAGUCCGGAGACAUGGGUAUUCUCUCCAGCCACGUUCCCAGCAUCGAACAGUUGAGACCCGGCCCCAUCGAGAUUAUCGAAGAAAAUGGCCAGACCAAGAAGUUUUUCCUUGCUGGCGGUUUCGCCGUCGUCCAGCCCGACUCCAACCUCAGCAUUAACGCCGUCGAAGGUUUCCCUCUUGAAGAUUUCAGUGCUGAUGCUGUCAAAUCUCAAAUCGCUGAAGCCCAGAAGGUCGUUGCCAGCACUGGAAGCGAACAAGAUAUUGCGGAAGCUAAGGUUGAGUUAGAGCGUUAUCUACGCUUCGGCCUGAUUAUUGCCCCUACGAUCUCACUACAGUUUUCGUAA